UCAUCAAGAAGAAAAUCACUGACAGGAUCUUCAGAGCAUCGAGUGAGUUGAAGAGCAAGAGGAAAAUGAAGUCUGCUGCAGUUUUUGUUGCGUUUGCCUGUCUACUUAUUCUUCAUGUAGAAGGACAGCCCAGUGUCAGUGUAAGGAGGUGUUUGUGUCAGGGUCCUGCGGCUAACGCAGUUCGUCUACAACGUGUUGAAAAGAUUGAAGUGUUUCCUGUUAGUGCAUCUUGUGAAAAUGUGGAAAUCAUUGUCACUCUGAAGAAUGGAGCAGGAAAAAAAUGCUUGAAUCCCAAAUCUGAAUUUACUCAGAAAUACAUCAAUGCAGCUUUAGAAAAAAUGAGUGCAGCAUAAAGCCUGCAGCGUGUCAUUACUGAACAGACGCGGAAGAAGAGUGCAGAGAGACAGCUUGCUUUGCUAUUAAAAUAUUUUUAAGGGUGUAUAAACUGUACAUAUGAUAUGUUUAAUGUGUUAUUUAUGGGCGUUACAUCUGUAUAUGGCUUAAUGUAUAUAGUUUUUGAAGAAAGAUGCAAGAACUAAAAAAUUAUAUUGUUUCUGUAAACUGACAAACUAAAUUCUAAUAAAGUGAGAACAU
Hemibagrus wyckioides is the source of this 594-nucleotide messenger RNA. RefSeq names its product C-X-C motif chemokine 11-6-like. The transcript has 4 exons. NCBI's taxonomy places the organism in Eukaryota, Metazoa, Chordata, Actinopteri, Siluriformes, Bagridae. Gene Ontology annotation, cellular component: extracellular region. The record is from RefSeq and is a predicted model, not a curated record. Gene Ontology annotation, molecular function: CXCR chemokine receptor binding; chemokine activity. Gene Ontology annotation, biological process: chemokine-mediated signaling pathway; neutrophil chemotaxis; cellular response to lipopolysaccharide. The coding region runs from base 66 to 353 and encodes 95 amino acids.